AUGUUCGGACAACGCAUUAUUAUACCUCAAAUUUUCCGAAAGCGCAUUCUUAAAGAAAUUCACCGAGGUCAUCAAGGCAUAGGUCGUACUAAAGCCAUCGCGCGGAACUACGUUUAUUGGUCAAAUAUCGAUUACGAUAUUGAAGCAAUGGUGAAAAGUUGUUCAAAUUGUGCCGCAGCAGCUAAAAUGCCCACAAAAACAACUUUACAUCCUUGGCCAAAACCUUCUGAUUCUUGGGAACGGCUCCAUAUUGAUUAUGCAGGACCAAUAGAUUCAUACUACUAUUUGGUCGUAAUCGAUGCGUUCUCAAAAUGGCCAGAAAUUAUACAAACAAAAUCUAUAACAGCAACUCAAACAAUUUCCAGCUUGAAAGAAAUUUUCGCUAGAUUUGGGUUACCGAAGACAAUAGUUUCAGACAAUGGUACUCAAUUUGUGAGUCACCAAUUUCAACAGUUUUUAGCGGAAAACGGCAUUAGUCAUAUACGAAGCAGUCCGUACUAUCCCAUGUCAAAUGGACAAGCCGAAAGGUUUGUGGAUACUUUAAAGCGAGCACUCAAAAAGUUAAAUGGGAAGGGGGUAACUGCUGAAAAUCUUCAAACAUUUCUACAAGUUUACCGAUCAACUCCGAAUAAGCAAAAUGAGGACAGUAAAUCGCCAGCUGAAGUUUUACUAAAAAGAAAUAUCCGUAUUAAACUUGACUUAAUUAAACCAACGCUGGUGUCUUUACCAGACCCAAAUGCCAAGUUUAAAAACAAGUGCGGUGACCGAAAAGAUCAAGAAAAUGAGUUAUCUUUAGAAAUAUGUACUUCCGAAGAUAUCGCCAACGAAAAGUGUUUAGUUGAUGCAUUUGGCCUCUACGAAACAACACCUAAAGAUGUGGUCGAAAUAACUAACAACAACAUGGUUUCGACUCCAGAUCAAUCUUUCAACAAAGUAACCGAGAUUGCAAUCCCUCAAACUGAGAAGCACAAUGAGGCAGUUGUUCCGUAUACCCGACCAAGGCGUACUAGACAUCCUAUUGACCGUUAUAGACCCUAG
This is a messenger RNA of Teleopsis dalmanni, 1038 nucleotides long. RefSeq lists its product as uncharacterized. Gene Ontology annotation, biological process: DNA integration. The coding region runs from base 1 to 1038 and encodes 345 amino acids. NCBI's taxonomy places the organism in Eukaryota, Metazoa, Arthropoda, Insecta, Diptera, Diopsidae. The record is from RefSeq and is a predicted model, not a curated record. Gene Ontology annotation, molecular function: nucleic acid binding. The transcript has a single exon.